UCACUAGUGAGUACAGAGUAGUCACUAGCAAGGUGUAGUCGAUUCCUUGUUGCAGUUACGUACUUGAGGCACAUAUGAUAUAUUUCUUUGGACCCUGACAGGUUGAUGUGAAUAGGUCCAACUCACGUGAUAGGACAUUGAAGAUCAGCUGAUUCGCACACCCUAGCUCUGCACAGUGCAUCUAUAACUGAGAACUGUUAUUGUCAUGAAAGAGACCGGCGCCGAUGUGAAGGAUCGUGACACAACGAGGAACGACCCGACAAUGACGUCGGCGCGUGCAGUCGUGACCCCGAUCGUCCUCCGCGGCCGCAUCGUCGCAUAGAGAACUCGCUCGAACACCGCAUCGCCACGAUGGUCGCCAAGUCGGCGCUCUGCCAGGUGCUGUUUCGCCUCGUGCUGCCGCUAUGUCUGCUCGUGUCGGCCGUCGUGCGCUUCAACGCGCUCUCGUUCAUGUACGCGGCGCUGCUGCUCGUGCUGCCCCUGCUCUCCGGCCCCACCUACCAGAGCAUGGCCAGCCACACGGGCCGCUACCUGCGUGCGGUCGCCGCGCUCUCCGUGCUCGCACUCGUUGGGCAGGUCGUCUUUCACGUGACGCUGCUCUCGAUGCCGCCCUACGGCGACCACCUGCCCAACUGCGAGCCGCUCGAGAAGCUCGUGCGGCAGCUCGGCUUCCAGCGGCUCGACAGAGGCAGCGCGCUCGACCUCAUCCGCCUCAUCGGACCCGACAUCCUCAUGGCCGUCGUCGGCAUCGUCGUGCUCGUCAUCUGCCAGAAGGCGCCUGUGCCGGACAUCACGCAGUUUGAGGAGGAGGUGCAGGAGGCGGAGGGCGUCACGGGAGGGGAGGGCGGGGAGGAGAAGGGGCGGAGCAGCGCGAAGGAGACGGCGGCGAGCGCGCUGCAGUACAUCGCCGACGUAACCUUCGUCUUCUUUCUCGCCGCCUGCGGCAUCGUCUACCCGUCGGGGCUCUCCGCUGUCUACUUCCUCGCGUUCCUCGGCAUCGCCACCUGGUGGGCGUGCUUCCGCUCGCUCGGGCGCGUCUUUGUCACGCUGCGGCUCGUGCUGCUGCUCUACGCCGCGCUGCACCUGCUGCUGCUGCACCUCUACCAGUUCCAGUUCUUCCAGGAGGCGCUGUCGAGCGAGGACGUCGUGGCGCGCGUUGUCGGCCUGACGUCGCUCAUCGUGACGACGUGCGACGACCCGCGGCGCCUCGUGUUCGCACGCGCCCCCUGGCCGGUGUUCGUCAACCCGCUCGUCGUUUUCACCUUCUACUGGCUGCUCGCGAGCGACGUCCGACGGUGGCUCCCCCUGCCCGUGCAGGAGCCUGAGGCUGCGGCGGCGGCGGCGCCCGACACGCCCGCGAUCGCUCCGAGGCCGCUCAUCAAGCGGCGCUACAGCGGCCGUAAGCGGAUCGGCGAGUACAGCCAGCUGCUGCACGAGCAGCAGAAGAAGUACGACUCGACGGAGAAGCUGGAUGCUGCAGAGGGCGCCGGCGACGCUUGCCCGAGCUCGCCGCGGCGGGCGGCGGAGGAGGCGGAGGAGGCGGAGGAGUCGUCGUCGCCGGGCGCGUGCUACACAGCGAUGCGCUUCAUCUCGCGGCAGAGCUACAUCGCGGCGCUGAUCGUCAUGAUGGCGUGGGGCAUCACCUACCACAGCUGGCUGACAUUCGUGCUGCUGCUGUGGGCCUGCCUCGUCUGGGUGAUCCCAAACUCGCGCGGCGUCUGCCUGCUGAUGUCGCCCGCGAUCGUCGUCUACGCCGAGGCGCUCCUGCUUGUGCAGUUUGUCUUUGGGAUGGACCUGACCAUGGACGAGCUGGGGCUGGGCGGCCGUCUCAUGGUCGAGAUGCGCGAGAUCGGUCUCACCAAGUACGAGUACCCGUGCCUGCCGCUCGCCAUCAAGACCCUCUUCACGCUCGCUCUCUGGGUGAUGAUGCGGCAGUUCAUGCGCGAGAGGUGCGAGCGGCAGCAGGAGCGCGAGGCGGGCGGCGCAGAGGCGGCGGCGGCGGAACAGGACACGCGGCGCAGCCUCGAGUCUUUGCUGCGCGGGCCGCCCAAGGACAGCUCGCCGACGAAGAGGAUCAGCUACUGGCUGCUGUACCAGCUCACCAAGUACUGGAUCUUCGUGUGCGCGGUGAUGCUGCUGGUGAUGAGCCUGCAGAACGAGGUGGUGAUCUAUCGCAUCUUCUACAUGGCGCUCUUCCUCGUCUUCAUCGUCACGCUGCAGAUGUCGCUGCGCGCGUGGCGCGCACUCAUGCUGCCGUUCUGGAUCGUCGUCGUGCUCUACUCGAUGGUCGUGCUCGUGCUCAUCUACACGUACCAGUUUGAGACGUUCCCCGACUACUGGCGCAACGCGACGGGCAUGUCCGACGUGCAGCUGAGCGACAUCGGGCUCGAGCAGUACGACACGAAGGAGCUGUUCAUCAGCCUGCUCACGCCGACCUCGUUCCUCAUCAUCGUCAUCCUGCAGGUGCACUACUUCCACAAGGCCUACAUCCAGAUGAUCGACGUCGACGACGGCCGCAAAGGGGCGCCGCCGGCCGACGGCGAGGAGGCGGACGCGAAGGACGCGGAGAGCUUUGAGAAGGACAUGCUCGGCUUCUGGGAGAAGCUGCGCGGCUGGCUGGCGGCGGCGUGCGAGGUCGCGUGGCGCCUCCUCGAGAUCCACGCGCUGCGCGUGGUGGCGAUCGCUCUCGUCGCGCUCGCUACCUUCGACGUGUCGCUCGUCAACGCCGUGCUUGCCGUGCUCGCGGUCGUCGCGCUGCUGCUCGACAACUCGUGCGGCGGCCUCGCCGCGUCGCACCUCGCCGCCGUCUGGACCGCGCUGCUCGUCCUCGCCAAGAUGUGCUGCCAGCUGCAGCAGGUCGACAUGAGCGUGUUUGAGAAGAACUGCACCGACGCGCCCGACUCGCCCUUCAACGGCACCGCGGAGCCGACGACCGGCGCGUGGUUCGGCCUCGAGAAGACCGACAACGUCGAGGCGUACCUGAAGGGUUACAUCGGCGUCAUCGCGGCGCUCUGCGUGCAGGCGAUCGCGCGUUACCGGCAGCAGCACCACCGUGCGGUGAACGGCAUCGUGCCGCCGCCGUCCGGCGUCGUUUUCCCGGAGGUGGACCGGCGCGCGGCGGACGACGGCAUCGUCGAGUGCGCCAAGUACCUCGUCAACUACGCAUUCUACAAGUUUGGCGUCGAGAUCAGCUUCCUGAUGACGGUCGUCACGGUGACGGUGCGCAUGGACGCGUAUGCCGUCGUCUACAUCCUGCUGCUCGGCGUGCUGCUGCUGCUGCCGCGGUCGGCGCUGCGCGUCGUCUACCCGGUCUACGUGAUCGCGCUCGCCGUGCUGCUGCCCGUGCAGUACCUGCUCUGCCUCGGCCUGCCCGCCGCGCUCUGCCAGGCCUACCCAUGGUCGUACCUGCAGCCGGCGCUGCGCGAGUGGCUCUACCUGCCCGACUACUGGGACGUUCCCGAGGCGCAUCUGCUCAUCGCCGACCUCUUCCAGCUGCUGUUUGCGAUCCGGCUGUGGCGCGUGUUCUGGCGGGAGCGCGAUGCCGACUACGCCGGCGGCAGCAACGACGCGAUCGACUACGCAGCGCCGAAUCCCGUCAAGGACUUCAUCACGUCGGGCAACACGUACCUGGACAAGUGCAAGUGCGCCGUGUUCCUCUACACGUACUGGGUCGUGCUGGCAAUGCUGUUCCUCGCCGGCACCAGCCGCGUCAGCCUCUACUGCAUGGGCUACGUCAUGUUCUGCUUCCUCUUCCUCUGGUUCGGCAACGAGUUCUACCUGAAGCCGAUGAAGGUGAUCAACCGCAUGUGGAGCAUCGUGCUCGCGUACAACUUCUGCGUGAUGCUGCUCAAGGCCUGCCUCGAGGUCGUCGGCUGCGUCUACCUCGGCAGCCUCUACGUCAACUUCUGCUGGCUCGUGCAGCUCCUCAGCAUCGCAUGCCUGCGCUCGAGCUACGACCCGUCGGCCGACCCGGCGAUCGCCGCCGAGUGCUCGAUCCCGCUCGACCAGGCGGGCCUCGCGUGGGACUGCGUCUGCUUCGUGUUCCUGCUCGCGCAGCGACGCAUCUGGCGCAGCCACUACUUUGCGUACGUCGUCGCCGAGAUCCGCGCGCAGACGCUGCUGGCGUCGCGCGGCGCCGAGCUCAUCAACGAGAUCUUCAUCGACGAGGUGACGAAGCGCGACCGCGCCGAGAGGGAGGUCGUCGCGAAGAUGAAGACCAAGCUGGACCGCAUCGCCACGCACCAGGCGAAGCUGAACGCCGUGACCGUCGCCGAGCCCGGCGAACUGAACCACUUCCAGGCGAUCCGCGCCGGCGACUACUACAUGUUCGAGGACGACGUCGCCGAGGAGGUGCCCAUCACCGAGCUCGAGGACGAGACGCCAGGGGGCGCCAGCGGCGAGGAGGACGACGGCGAGCCGCGCACGCCCGGCCCGCUGCAGCUGCUGAACACGGCGUACCAGGCGGGCGACGUGAAGAAGGCCGUCGACGAGGCAAAGCAGGCGAAGGAGGAGGGCGAGGUGGGGAGUCCGACGCGCGAGCGUCCGCCCAGCAGGGGGGAGGCGCGGGCCGAGGAGGAGGGGGAGGAGGAGGAGCCGCCAAAGCAGUCCUGCUGGUCGAAGGUGCGCAACGGCUGCGCGUUCGUCUGGCUCUUCCUCUGCGGCGUGAUGGACAGCGCCUCCUGCUGGCUGAACAAGAUCUCGAAGGACUACCGCUACGUGGCAACGACGCUCGCGCAGGAGAAGCGGGAGCUGAAGGAGCGCGACACGUCGCUGCGCCGCAUCGACGUCGUCUCCGAGCAUGAGCCGACGCCCGGCGACGACGACCACGACAAGGACGCCGGAUUCUCGAGCGACGUCGUCGCCGUCGACGAGCCGAACGACGUGCGCAUCGCCAUGGAGACAGACGAGGAGGCGGCGGAGGAGAAGCCGGGCAAGGACGAGCCGUCCGUCGUCAGACUGCUGACGGCGAUCUACUACGUCGCGAUCUCGCGCUCGGAGCUGAUGUGCUACUUCGUGAUUGCGCUCAACCAGAUGAGCAACGCGAGCGUCAUCUCGCUGCCGCUGCCGCUGCUCGUCUUCUUCUGGGGCACGCUGUCCAUGCCGCGGCCGACGAAGACCUUCUGGAUCUCGCUGAUCACCUACACAGAGGCGGUCGUCGUCAUCAAGUACCUGUUCCAGUUCAACUUCUACCCGUGGCUCGACGACAUCAACAACGACCCGUUCUGGCCGCCGCGCAUCCUCGGCAUCGAGAAGCGCGACAAGUACGCCGCGUGGGAGCUCGUCACGCUGCUCGCGCUCUUCUUCCACCGCUCCAUCCUCAAGUCGCUCGGACUCUGGAAGGACUCGGCCGACGAUAUCUACGUCGCCGCGCAGCACAACGAAGAGGACGGCGCCGUCGACGCUCCCCUGCCCGUGUGCGAGGCACCCGCGAGAAAGGAGGAGGAGGACGGGGAGGGGAAGGAGCAGGAGCAGGAGGCGGAGGAGGACGCGCCGCCGACAGGGUCGAGUCUCUACGUGGCGCCGUUCAAGAAGUUCUUCAACCGGCUGCUGCGGCCGACAUACCGGCUGCCCGUUGACGUCUACGUGUUCCUGUUCUUCUGCGAGUUCGUCUGCUUCCUCAUCAUCGUGCUCGGCUACUCGGGCUUCGGGCCCUACCAGGGCGGCGGCGAUGACGUAGCGAGCUACCUCUCGGAGAACAAGAUCCCGAUCCCGUUCCUCGUGAUGCUCAUCGCGCAGUUUGCGCUCAUCAUCGUCGACCGCGGCAUCUUUCUGCGCAAGAACGUCAACGCCAAGCUCAUCUAUCAGUUCGUGCUGAUCGUCGUCGUUCACGUGUGGAUGUUCUUCGUGCUGCCGGCGAUGACCGAGCGACUGUUCGUGAACAACCUGCCCGCGAAGCUGUGGUACCUUGUCAAGUGCGGCUACUUCGUGCUGUCGGCAUACCAGAUCCGCUCGGGCUACCCGACGCGCAUCCUCGGCAACUUCCUCACCAAGUCGUACAACUACGUGAACCUGAUCGCGUUCAAGGUGUUCGUGCUCAUCCCGUUCGUGAUGGAGAUGCGCGCGCUCAUGGACUGGAUCUGGACGGACACGACGCUGUCUAUCUUCAACUGGCUCAAGAUGGAGGACAUCUACGCGACCGUGUUCUCGCUGAAGUGCGCGCGGCGCGCCGAGGCGGCGUACCCGAUGCCGCGCGCGCAGCCGCGCAAGCAGCUCGUCAAGUACCUGAUGGGCGGCGGCAUGCUGCUGCUCAUCAUCUUCUUCAUCUGGCUGCCGCUGGUGCUGUUCUCGCUCGGCAACGUCGUCGGCGUGCGCAACGUGCCGCUCGACUGCAGCGUCGUCAUCCAGAUCGGUGGCUACGAGCCGAUCAUCGACAUCGCCGCGCAGCAGCAGGACCUCGUCGCGUUCACCGACGCCCAGUUCGACGCGCUCCCGCGUGCUUUCCCGAACAACGCCGCCGCCAAGUCGUUCCUGAACAACUACGAGGCGGGCGACGUGCUGCACGUGAACCUGCCCGGCGACUCGACGUCCGUCUGGACCGCCAGCCCGCCGAGCCGCGAAGCGAUGAUCGACGAGCUUGCGGGCAACGCCAGCGACGUGCACAUGACGGUUUCGUGGUCGUACACGCGCGCCUCCGACGGCAGCGUCGUGGAGCCGAUCGUCAAGGGACUGCAGCUGAUCACGCUCGAGCCCGAGUCAUCGGUGCGCCGUCAGCUCAUUGCCGUGCUGCGCGGCGCGACCGGCGCCAACGCCACCGUGCCGUCCAUCAUACCCAAGUACAUGCAGGUGACGAGCAGCGAGGCGCGCGCUGCGACCGCGCUCAUGCCGGCCGGCGAGGACGACUGGGUGACGAUCCAGCUGACGAUGAGCAACGACUCGACAUCGGAGUGGUGGCAGCUGCGCGAGGUUGACGCGCGCGACGGCUCGAUAAGUGAGCACGUGACGAUUGUCGCGCUGCUCGACAAGGUGUUCCCGAGCGCGCUGAGCUUCCUCGCCGGCUACGGCAUCAUCGGACUGUACAUCUCGCUCGUGUUCGUCGUCGGCCGCUUCGUGCGCAUGUUCGUCAGUGGGCUCGCCGAGCGCAUCAUGUUCGAGGAGCUGCCGGACGUCGACCGGCUGCUGCAGCUCUGCCUCGACAUCUACCUCGUGCGCGAGAGCCGCGAGUUCUCGCUCGAGGAGGACCUGUUUGCGCGCCUCAUUUUCCUCUACCGCUCGCCCGCGACGCUCAUCAAGUGGACGAAGCCGAAGCAGGAGUGAGGGAGGGCGGCGGCAGGCGCGGGCAGCGCCACCUGUGUUGUGCGUUGGUUGUAAUCUGAUGUGGUGCGUGUGGGUGUUUGUGUGUCUGAAGGGUAGUUAGCCGACAUGUUGUCUGUGAGCAUUGUCACUAGUAGCACCAUGCUGAUGUAGUGCGUGUGGGUAUAUAUAUGGCGUAUGAUGCUAUAUUACUGAAUUCUAUAACAUGCAGUAGGCCGUCUGUGACAGCGGCAUGGCAAGGUGCGUAAGGGAUGAAGAGAAAUGAGUAAUUACUGCAUAUAUUUAACAGUUGCAAAACUUGUUAGGGCUUCUGCACGUUCACACGCUAGGUUAGCUCUAGAACUAUAGCCCUUCGCUCUGCCACAGCCUGUAGCGGAGCGAAGGUCUAGUUCUAGAGCUAACGCUAGGUCCGCUUUGUAAUUACUUGCCUUUGGGCAUCUAUUACUGAGAUGUGAUCAUUUGCUGCGAUUUGUGAGUGAACUUCGCCGGUAAAGUCAGUAAACGUCUCGAAUGCCUUGAUUUAUAAUGAUGCUUUUAGCAUUUUUUGCUACGGAAAUAGUUGUGCAGGUAUUGAUCUGGAUUUUUAAGAAUGCAAAAAUGAUGCAAGAUCAUGUAAUUUUCUUUUCAAAAAACAUACGGGUGGAAGUUGGAACGUUCUGCUUUUUGAUAGCAAUCAAAGAUAUAUUUAACAUAUGUUCAUAUUUUAACUGCGCGACUUAUUUUAUGCAAGCAACUGCUUCGUUUUUAUGGCCUUAAAUAGUUUGCUGGCGAAAAUCGUGUUGAUGGACAGUGUGCAUGCUAUUGUGUCAUUGCCUGUGUGUGACAUAUACGAAUAGUGUUUGAGUGCUUUUAAUGUUUGAUCAGUGUAGGCGUAAGCGUAACGCCUAAUUGCAGCCGUCCGUCUACCGCGGGUAGCCACACCUGUCAGGAUUCGUGUCAUCAGGAUAGAUAUGGCACUCCUGAUAUAAUCAUGUCAUUUCACUUUCUUUACCAGCGCAUGCGAGUUUAGUAUCUGUGCAGCAUCAACUGCUUCCUGCUGGAUAUAGCUUCUGGAUUUAUCAGCUUUUUGUUCUGAGAUACGGCACGCACGUGCCUGGCUUCCCCAGUUAUGAGCCACACAAAAAAACUCAGAACGGGAGUCGGCAGCACGGAAAUAGCUCGUACAGUGAGUGUGUGCGGCAGCGUGCAGUAGCAGUAGCUGACGUCGACCCAGGGACAGCACGCAUUAUCACAGCGCAGCAAAAACAACGGGAGUGCCGGUAUCAGCGCAAAUCUUACAGGGUUUAGCACGGGCGCCUGUCUAGUUUCAGUCUGAUCGCCUCUUCCUUUUGGUCAUUCAACAGACCGAUUUAAGUGCGUUUAUAGCUGCUGUGGAAGGAGCUUAGGGAACGCUACAGGGAAAAUCGUUUAUGUAUGUGGCUGACAGGUACGCCGGUGGUACAGAAUGUAUGCAGGACACUGCUGAGAGUAUCUGUAAGGUUGGGUUCGAUAAUGAAAUAAACCUAUUGCUAGUCAGUGUAGACACAUUAUAUGAUUAUACUAUAUACAGCCCACUAUAAAUAAUUUCAUUCCAACGCGCAGUUACGGUGGAAGUUAGUGUC
Priapulus caudatus is the source of this 8852-nucleotide messenger RNA. RefSeq names its product piezo-type mechanosensitive ion channel component 1-like. The record is from RefSeq and is a predicted model, not a curated record. The transcript is spliced from 3 exons. Lineage: Eukaryota; Metazoa; Priapulida; Priapulimorpha; Priapulimorphida; Priapulidae. The coding region runs from base 352 to 7254 and encodes 2300 amino acids.